Molecule: messenger RNA, 165 nt
Organism: Micropterus salmoides (largemouth bass)
Lineage: Eukaryota; Metazoa; Chordata; Actinopteri; Centrarchiformes; Centrarchidae
Product: keratin-associated protein 4-3-like
Exons: 3
Biological process (GO): defense response
Cellular component (GO): extracellular region
Source: RefSeq, a predicted model, not a curated record
AUGUCAGGGAGUUGUAGGGAGAUUUGUUGUUGUAGGGAGAGGUGUUGUGGUAGGUGGACUUGUUGUAGGGGGAGUUGUUGUAGGGGGAGUUGUUGGAGGGAGAUUUGUUGUAGAGGGAGUUGUUGUAGGGAGAGUUGUUGUUGUAGGUGGAGUUGUUGUAGGGGG